Homarus americanus (American lobster) is the source of this 766-nucleotide messenger RNA. RefSeq names its product dynein axonemal light chain 1-like (gene ODA-Dnal1). The transcript is spliced from 6 exons. The coding region runs from base 94 to 750 and encodes 218 amino acids. Gene Ontology annotation, molecular function: protein kinase binding. NCBI's taxonomy places the organism in Eukaryota, Metazoa, Arthropoda, Malacostraca, Decapoda, Nephropidae. Gene Ontology annotation, cellular component: cytoplasm. The record is from RefSeq and is a predicted model, not a curated record.
CUACAUUGGGCCGCCAGAAAGCUUAGGAGGUUCUCUUAAAUUUGAAAGCUAACUCUCAUUAUAAUCUUACAAAGAAUCUCUCCUUGAAAUACAAUGUCGCAGGGCAAGGGCGGAGACUCGCAGAAGGGCACCACCAUCCGGGAGGCGCUAAGGCAAUGGGAGGAGAACACUGGGGAGAAGGCCACCGAGGCUGUUGAGGUGAAACUCAUCGGUAUAUACCCGCCCAUAGAGAAGCUGGACAACGCUCUCCAAACCCUCGUUAACUGCGAGAAGCUGUGUCUGUCUACCAACAUGAUAGAGAAGUUGAGUCACCUGAAUAACCUGCGCUGCCUCAAGAUACUCAGCCUUGGCAGAAACAACAUUAAGAACUUCGCUGGACUGGAGCUGGUAGCCGAAACACUGGAGCAGCUAUGGAUCUCUUACAACCUUAUAGAGAAGAUGAAGGGCAUUGGUCUCCUGAAGAAACUGAAGGUGCUGUAUAUGUCCAACAACAUGGUGAAGGACUGGACAGAGUUUAUGAAGCUGACAGAAGUGUCCACUUUAGAGGAGCUUAACUUUGUGGGUAACCCGCUGGAGGAGAAGCACUCGGGGGACGGAACCUGGAGGACCGAGGUGGAGAGGAAGCUGACGUGGCUCAAGAAACUGGAUGGUCUGCCCAUAAUCCGUGAUGUUGAUGACGAGCUGAUACUCGAACAGCAACAACAACAACAGAGUAGGAAGUCCUCCAUGGAUCCUUCCUCCACCUCCUAGUUCUCCAUGAACCUCC